AGUUGUAUUAGUUUCCAGUGAUUUAGCCCCAGUUCGACUCUGUCGGUUUAAUAAGUAUACUGUUCAACGAACGGCUGUAUUCUCAGUUUUGCGGAUACUUUCAGAGGUGAAACACCUGGGAUAUGAAAUCUGCUGUGGUGCAUUAAGUGAAUGAAUAUGAGUGAUAAUGCUAAUCUAUUGAAUAUAUGGAAUAUAUAGUGUAAAAGACUGUGCUUUAUUACAUCAAAUUAAAUAUUUGUGAGAUUUGGCAGUCAUUCUGCUUUUGAAGAAGAUUCAGUUUUCAGUAUUUGUGCCCAAAUACAAAUACUGUUGAGUGUCAGUAUUUAGUGAGAUAGAACAAAACCCCACACUUCGCAUUUGAUAUAUAGGUACACUACUGAGAGAGUUUCUCAUUAAUGUGUAAUACCACUGUGGAUUGUGCAGUUUUCAAGCGGUAUUUUUGAAAGUUUAACUAGUAAAAAAAAUUUUGCGCAAAAUCUAUAUUAAUUAUGAAUAGUAGGAAGAAACGUUCCUACAAGGAUUGGGUUAAAGAAAAGACAUUUCCCAAUGAAUCUGAAGCUAUGAAAGCAAUCCUUGAUGAGGGUUGUUGGUCCUAUCGCUUCAAGAAUCAUACCUAUGAGGGUGUAAAAAAAUACUAUGAGUGCAAAUAUGGCAAAAGGAGGAAGAGGAAAUGUGCUCAAGAGCUUCAUCUGAUGUUUGAAAAUACCUCCCACCAAGUUCACUUGUAUAGGACAAACUGUGAGCAUACGCAUAAUUUGUCCAGGCGUUUUGAGCCAAUUUACAGAGUUCCACCACUAAUUGCACCUCAAGUAUUUAUGCCAAAAAAUGAAAUGGCCAGUACUUCAAAUAUGGCCAAUCUUACAAUUGUUAAGACUGAACAUCUCGAAGAGCCUUUUGAAGAACCCGAACUAGAUGUUCACGUUAAAGAUGAACCCAGGGAAACUCAAGAUUAUUAUGAAAAUGAACCCCCUUUGAAGAUGAGAAGGACUCAAAGGAACUGGAGGAAAGAAGCGACAUUUGCCUGUGAACAGGAUGCCCUGGAUUUCAUCAAGCAAGAAGGUUGCUGGGGAUAUCGAUUCAGCAAUAGUACUUUGGAUGGCGUUAAAAACUACUUCCGCUGCAAUUUGACCAGGACACGUGGAAAACAAUGUGCCCAAGAGAUUUACCUGGGUUAUGAGAGAGAAUCAAGUCGUGUCCACCUGUUUCGAACAGAAAACGAACAUACUCACAAUAGUAUUGUAGAGGAAUACAUGAGUUCCAACAAUUCUCAGGCAUUAUACAAUGUUCCUAGUACUUCACAUCCCGUCCCAAAGGAAGAGCCUCUCUCAUCACCAGAAGUCGUUUCUGUUGAUCAAGAGACAAUCAAAAUAGAAUUAUCAGACUCAUCAUCUUCAGCGUCUUUUCAAGAAUUUGUUCAAUUCAACGCUAGUCACUUUGGUGAAGCAUUUCUCGAGCCUGAACCGGUAGUUUUUGAGCAAAAAGCAAAACCACGAAAUAUCUCCCAGAAAAAUUGGCGCAGGGAAAGAAUUUUCCCAAACGCAGAAAUUGCAGAGAGAGCCCUUAAAGUUGAGGCUUGUUGGAGCUAUCGGUUUAAAAAUCACACUUCUGAGGGCAUUAAAAAAUACUUUCGCUGUAACUUAGCCAAACGCCGGGGAAUUCAAUGUGCCCAGGAAGUUCAUCUGCUCUACGAAGCCAAUUCUCCGCAAGUUCACUUGUUCAGGACAGACAGUGAUCAUACUCAUGAUGCCAAUGAAGCUCACGGAAUUGGGAUAACUCCCCUAGUAAAGGAUGAAAUCGAAAUGCUCUAUCGGAAUCAUGUGCGCAGACCAAAGGAGAUUUUGAGUUUUCUCUGUCGCAAUCCUGUGCUUAAGCUUCCAUCAUUGCGACAAGUAUCAAAUUUUCUGCUGUAUUUAAAGAAGAAACAGGAAAGAACUCCUUACGAAUAUUCUGCUGAUUACAGUGAUAUUUUCAUCAAGCAGGAACCCAUUGAGGAUUUUAGUCAAUUGUGCGAGUUCUCCUCGGGAGACCUAUCUUCCGAGUGUGAAGAUGGAGGAGAAAAUAAGGAUGCUGCUCCCGGUGCUCGACCACCGCCACUGCAGACGCAGCCUCUCCCAACCGGUGGACCACCCAACAUUCCGCCACCCCCCGCACCUGGAACCGCCGGUGGUCCACCAAUGUCCGCUGGAACCAGUGGUCCUGAUUUGUCGUUGAGCUUUGGAAAGGGUCCAGCCCGGGGCACAAGUGCCCCAGCCAGCCCAGCCAAGUCUCGUGAAAGUCUCUUGCAACGAGUUCAGAGUCUGACUGGGGCUGCUCGGGACCAGGGAGCAUCGAUCAUUGGAGCUGCUGUAUCCAGUGCAACUCGUCCGGCUUUCAACAAAGAUCGCUGUCUUACUCUGCUUGUGCUUGAUGACCAGAACACCGAUUGGUCCAAGUACUUCCGCGGAAAGCGUCUUCAUGGCGACUACGACAUUCGUGUGGAGCAGGCUGAAUUCCGGGAGAUAUCCCUAACUGCAAGUGCUGAGACUGGAACUGUUGUCACCAUGGCGGUUAUUCGCGGUGGCACUAAAGUUGCGCGCUCUUUUAAGCCGGACUUUGUUCUCGUUCGUCAAGCACCUAGGGAUGGAUCCCGGGACAAUCGGGCAACACUUCUUGGACUCAAAUAUGGAAGUGUUCCGAGUAUCAAUUCGCUCUCAUCUCUCUACCAAUUCCAGGACAAACCAUGGGUGUUUGCUCAUCUAUUGCAACUGCAGAAGAGACUUGGACGAGAUAUCUUCCCACUCAUUGAACAAACUUUCUUCCCAAAUCCUCGCGAAUUGUUCAGCUGGCAGAAAUUUCCAUGCGUCCUCAAGGCGGGACACUGUCAUGGUGGAACAGCAACUGCACGUCUGGACAAUCAGACUGCUCUUCAGGAUUCAGCGGGAUUGCUCUGUGGCUCAGGAAACUCAACGGAUUCUCAGUGCUAUUGCACUCUGGAACCGUAUAUUGAUGCAAAGUUUGAUAUUCAUAUUCAGAAGAUUGGAGGGAACUACAAGGCAUUCAUGCGCAAGUCAAUUUCCGGUCAUUGGAAAACUAAUCAGGGAUCAGCAAUGCUUGAGCAAAUCGCAAUGACCGAUAGAUACAAACACUGGAUCGAUGAGAUAUCUGAACUUUUUGGAGGAAUGGAAGUUUGUGGUUUGUCUGUGGGUGUUGCAAAAGAUGGAAAGGAGUACAUAUUGAGCGCACAAGAUAGCACUUUUCCUCUAAUGGGCGACAGCCAGGAGGAAGAUCGCAGACAUAUUGCUGAUUUAGUUGUUGGACGCAUGCAGAAUGUCUGCCGUCCUCCUGGGAUGUCUAAGACUCAGUCGCGAACUUCAAUCUCAUCGCGCAGCGGAAGUGCUGGUGGAAGUCCAACUGAAGAAUCAGUUGGUGGUGUUUUGGGAUCUCGCCCAGCUCCAACAGGAGCUCCUCCGCCAAUUCCAGAACGCACAACUCCAGGCGUAGGAUCUAUUGGGCGUCAUGGAAGUAUCAGUAGCACUUCUGAUAUUCCCGAUCAGCCAACUGAGAAGGCACCAACACUCAGUUCUGCCAGUCGACGCGAUUCCCAAACAUCUCAGACAUCCAAUGUGUCAGGUGCUUCAGCAACUGCACGUGGUCAGCGUCCUCAGUCACAGUCUUCUGUGGUUGAAGAUGCAGAGGACACGAUGAAAAACUUGAGAAAGACAUUUGCCGGGAUAUUCGGUGAUAUGUAGGAUUUGGCGUUUAAGAAGAAACAGCAAAGAGGAAGGGCAGCUAGUGACACUAGUAGUCUAUUUGGUGGAUUAGGCGAAGGUGGAGUCAUAACAACUGCUCCCACCAAAUCAACUGAUAACGGCAUUGUUCAGGGAGAAACUACAAUGGAUUCCGGAAAAGUAGCAUCUGGUGGAAGCAGUAGUGCAGAUCUGUCGCGUACAUCAUCGAAUGUUUCUUCUUACAGUACAAAUCCUUCUGCUAGCCCUUCCAGGAAUAUAACAGCAGAUACGCAGGAGGAGACAAGACGACCAUCAUCCGAGAGGAUUAAUCCAUUUGACAAACUCAAUACAACAUCAGGUACGUCUAAGGGUACCACCUAUCAGUAUUCAGUACCAUCAAAAGCUGAUGCGCCCAAAGAUGACGAAAAGACGCUGGAUGAUAUAAUUAAAGAUCGCUUUCACAAGCAACAAGGGGUAAGGGAUGAGACUACGGGUAGAUAUAUACCUCCAGCUGUUCCAGUUAGUGAACCUUUAGUGACUGAAACACCACCACCAAGUUCAGCUGACACAGACUCUUCAAGUGACAUUUUUAGCAAGUACAAGACACCCGUACCAAUAGCUGUUGCAACAAAUCGCAGCGAAGCUUUCAAGAAGAAGGACUCAAAUCCUUCCUAUAGUCGAUCGGAGAGUAUGAAGUCCGAUGCUGAACUAAUCUUCGGUACAUCUAAGCCGGAUCUUGCGCACUUUUCAACUGGAAGGUAUGCACGAUCUGGAAGUACCGAUGCUGAGAUAAUCUUUGGCGGAGCACCAACACGUAACAUCAGCAAAUACAGCUACAGCAGUCGCGAGAGUCAGAGUAGCACUGAAUCUGACAAUAUCUUCACAAGGCGAGAAGAAACGAAAUCCUAUUCGUCGGACCGAAGCACUGACUUCGCCACAACGAAAACUUACGAAGGGAUUCAGAACGCUGCUUUUCAGGACUUUGACUCACCGGCAGGUGGAGCUGCAUCAACAACUACGACGUCGACUACAACGUCAACAGUUACAUCCAAAUGGAGUGGAGCUAUUGAUGAUGACUAUGAUCUUAAAUAAAAAAAAACAAGACUAUUUUUUUCUUUAAACUGUUCCAGUAUAAUACCAACUUUUUAAGCAUAAUUCCAAUUUUCAAUGACCCGCAGAUCUAUUGUUAGCAAUUGAACCUAUCAGCCUCGUGAGUUACCGGGUUUCACAGCAUGAAGCAGCAAAAGAAAAGAAAAACAUUGUAGUAUCAUCCUAAAAUCAUAUUUAUUAUUGGACUUAUUGAUGAAACAAAAAAAGAAAAUACAAUAUUUUGAAAUGUUGGCUAAAUCUGCAAAUCGCUUUUAAACACUGAGAAUUAGGCUUUUGGGACGAAGUUUCUUAAACUUCUGCAGGAUAAAAAGAUUUUGAAACAUUGUCCCAAAGCUUCUUUCUCAUUGUGAUAUAAAUAUUAUGCUUAUUAUACUUCCUGGCAUUGAAGCAAUUGCGCGAAUAUUAAAUGGUGUAAAAUGGAAAAAAGUAAUCCGUAUUUGAUUGUUUUAGUUUUUGAAUCUCGUAGCAAAAAGUCUGCUUUAAUUUUUGGCUUUUUUUUUAAUCAAAGAGAGAGGUAAUGAUAUGACAGAGUGCUUUCCUGAAUAGAAAAUCGGAAAACUUGAAAUUGAAACAAGUCUCUGAAUGAUACCACCGAAUGAUGUGAACUUGUCUCACCAAUUUUUUAGGAAAAAGAAUAAUAAAUUGUCCUCUUAAAGUUUUUUUUUAGAAAUAAUUUAUCAGUCAUUUUUCCUCAUUUAACUGUGCCUCUAUAUAUUUUCUAGUUCAAUGUAGAUUUAUUACAUGUCAGAAUAAAAGAGCCAGAUGUAAAAAAAAUAGGAUUAAGAAUUUUCUGGUAAAAUUCAAAAAGAGCAAUAAGGUUUAUUCCCAGGAUUUCCCAGAAAAAUCUUAAACCAUUUCGUAGCAAUUAUUAUAUCAUAUGAGACAAUAUAAAAUAAGCCAUAUAUAGAAAAUAUUAACUGUUUUGAAAACACAAACAAGUAUUUGAUAAAUUGAUAAAAAAAAAUAUUUAAAAACUGUUACAAGAAAUAUUUAGAAAUAUAUAAUGUGAAACUAUAGAAUAUUCACUGAAUUACGUAAUAAUGAAUUACAAAAAAAUAUAUUCAGUAUUGUUGUUCAAUUUCUUUAAAUUGCUUUUCCGUUAAAAGUAAUUUUUAUAAAGAAAUCCUUUCAAAUAAAUUAAAACAUCAAUGAAUAAAUCAAUAAAUUCAAUAAGAUAACAACGAACAUUUAUCAUUGUUUACGUUUUCCUUUGGUUUUUGCGCACAUCUUGGAAAUAGUUGAAAAAAAAAGAAUCACAAGUCACAUAGAGAGUUUCACAAAAAAAAAAAUAAACAAGUAUUAUUGCACUUGAAAAAGUUAAUAAAAGAAAAGUUUAGUAAUUGAUAAGAUUUACACAAAAAAAGUAAAUAAUGUACUCAAUGUUACCAAUCUAUGCUUAUUGCAAAUUGUACUACUUAAUACCAAAUAAUAAGUAAUAAAAUUAAUAUUAAUUGAAAUAUUUCUCAUACAUUGCAUAAAAUAAUAUUAAUGCGACAACUUUUUUGUGAAUGUCUGCAGAAGAUUUCUGCAGAAUUUUGAUUAAAACGACGUUAAUGAGAACAAUUAAAAAGAAAACACAUUUUCCGUAUAAAAAAAAAUACCUAAAUAUUCAUAUGAUACCUAUCAAAUUACCUAACCAAUACAUAAUAUGCAUAACUACAAAAGAAAACUCUUAUUCCGUUUAUGAUGAAUUAACAUACCCUAAAAAAAUAUGUGUUGUGAAAAAUUGUUAAAACUUAAUAAUGGGUUCCAAAGAAGAGGAAAAAUAAAGAGUUUAAGAAGUCUUCAUUGGAUGUAACUGCCA
Messenger RNA from Phlebotomus papatasi, 6621 nucleotides. RefSeq names its product synapsin (gene Syn). The coding region runs from base 489 to 3728 and encodes 1079 amino acids. Lineage: Eukaryota; Metazoa; Arthropoda; Insecta; Diptera; Psychodidae. Gene Ontology annotation, biological process: neurotransmitter secretion. Gene Ontology annotation, cellular component: synaptic vesicle; synaptic vesicle membrane. The transcript has 9 exons. The record is from RefSeq and is a predicted model, not a curated record. Gene Ontology annotation, molecular function: ATP binding.